AUGGACAAAAUAGCAAAUCCCAAGGUGUCUACAGCCGCCAAUGAUUUCCGUAGUGAUACAUUCACUACACCAACUCCAGCUAUGCUAGAAGCUAUGAUGAAUGCUACAUUUGGCGAUGAUGUAUACCAAGAAGACAGUACGACGAUGGAGUUCGAAAAUGAAAUUGUAAGAUUAACCGGAAUGGAAGCUGCCCUCUUCACGCUCUCUGGCACCAUGGGGAAUCAAAUCGGGGUUCGGGUUCACCUCGACAAACCCCCGCACUCCGUGCUCUGCGAUUACCGAGCGCAUGUCUAUGCGGAAGAGGGAUCCGGAUUGGCAAUCUUGUCCCAGGCUAUGGUGACGCCGGUCCAUCCUGCCAACGGCAUCUACAUGACCCUUGCCGACGUGAAACGGUGGGUGACUUUGGGUGACGACGUGCACACCGCACCCACAAAAGUCAUCAGCCUCGAAGUUACCAUUGGCGGCGUGCUUACGCCGAUGGAGGAGAUUAGAAAGAUCUCCGAGUUUGCACACGCCAAUGGGAUCAAGGUCCAUUGUGAUGGGGCUCGAUUGUGGAAUGCUUCGGUGGCCACCGGACACUCUCUAGCCGAUUAUUGUCAGUACUUUGACAGUGUUUCAAUGUGCGUUUCUAAGGGACUUGGGGCGCCGAUUGGCGGAGCCCUCGCGAGCACCAAAGCGAAUAUCAAACAUGGGAGAUGGCUGCGGAAGCAGCAGGGUGGGGGGAUUCGACAGGCUGGUGUUCUGACGUCUGCUGCGCUCGUGGCCUUGCGAGAAGUGUGGCCGACCAUGAAAGAAACGCACCUGAAGACGAAAAAAUUGGCGAAGGAUCUGGAGGACUUAGGCGUUGUGCCGCAAAUUCCCGUCGAUACCAAUUUCUACUUCAUCGAUGCAGGGAAGUCGAAGAUUGACAUGGGUGUAUUGCUGCAGCAAUGUCAAAAGUUCAAUGUCAAAUUGAUGGAUGAGCGGAUUGUGAUGCAUCAUCAGAUCAGCGAUGAAGCGAUCGAUAAUCUCAAAAGUGCUAUUGCGUCAGCGGUGAAAAUUACGAAGGCCUUGCCUCCUGGUUAUGUGUCUACAGUGGAAACGGGCGGUUAUGCGAUCAGCGCAAAGAUGAAUGAAUACAACUGA
This is a messenger RNA of Histoplasma capsulatum G186AR, 1125 nucleotides long. RefSeq names its product threonine aldolase. The transcript has a single exon. The record is from RefSeq and is a predicted model, not a curated record. Gene Ontology annotation, molecular function: L-allo-threonine aldolase activity. Gene Ontology annotation, biological process: glycine biosynthetic process; L-threonine catabolic process. Bases 1 to 1125 code for a protein of 374 amino acids. Gene Ontology annotation, cellular component: cytosol. NCBI's taxonomy places the organism in Eukaryota, Fungi, Ascomycota, Eurotiomycetes, Onygenales, Ajellomycetaceae.